GGUUACAAAAAGACUGCAGCUAACUUGUUGCAGCAGUUCUGGUGGCCCACCAUGAUGAAAGACACGAAGCUGUACGUGGAGACUUGUCAGGUGUGUCAGAGGGACAAGCCACGUACACAGGCCCCUCUUGGGCUACUCAAGCCCCUUCCGAUUCCGGAAAGGCCUGGCGAGAGCCUGUCCAUGGAUUUCAUGGAUACGCUAGUCACCGGCAAGAGUGGUAUGAGAUAUGUCUUUGUCAUUGUGGAUAGGUUCAGUAAGUAUGCUAGGUUAGUUGCUAUGCCGGAAACAGCAAAGACCGAGUACAUAAUCAGACUUUUCAAAGAGAACUGGGUUGGAGACUUUGGCCUGCCAAAGUCCAUCGUUAGUGACCGGGAUAUACGAUUCACGAUUGAGCUGUGGAAGGCUGCAGCUGCUGAACAAGGGACUCAACUGCAGAUGACCUCCGGGAACCACCCAGAGGCAAAUGGACAAGCAGAGCAGCUGAACCAUGCUGUACAACACCUGCUGAGGCACUACAUCAAGCCUAAUCAGGUGGAAUGGGAUGAGAAGCUUGCUCUCAUCGCCAGCCUGUACAACAACGCUGUGCACAGCGUGACAGGGGUGAGCCCCAACAGUCUGGUCCUGACUUUUAAGCCUCGACUGCCUCUAGAGUUCUUACUACCUGAGAACCAAUCCACUGCUGUGCCGGGUACCUUGGAGUUCGCUUACCGAUAUGAAAGUCUUAUGCAGCAAGCAGUGGACAGCAUGCACAAAUCCCAGGCGACGAUGAUAGAGUCAGAAAACAAACACCGCCACCCUUCUACGUUCCAGGUUGGGGAUAGAGUCUGGGUCAAGGCAUCUGAACUCGGGCAAGAGCACGGGAUUUCCCGAAAGCUCAUGCCACAGUACUUCGGACCAUGGGAGGUUCUAGACAUUGUCGGAGAUGAUCCCGAUGGGCCUUCCUACGUAAUACAGAUCCCUGGUCACCUUCGCGCUUACCCUCUCUUCCACACCUCCAAACUUGCACCUCUCGAGGAAACUGAUCAGUUUCCCUCUCGUCGGUCUAUGCUGCCCCCAACCAUGGACGGAGAGGUCGACAUCGACGACUUGUUGACCACAGGGAGAUGCCGGUUCCAAGAUCAACAGGCAGGGGCCGUCCUCCAAAGCUGAAGCUACAGUAUCGCGUUCGGUUCAGA
Molecule: messenger RNA, 1175 nt
Organism: Chara braunii
Lineage: Eukaryota; Viridiplantae; Streptophyta; Charophyceae; Charales; Characeae
Source: the annotation of a GenBank genome assembly